This is a messenger RNA of Penicillium oxalicum, 213 nucleotides long. RefSeq lists its product as uncharacterized. NCBI's taxonomy places the organism in Eukaryota, Fungi, Ascomycota, Eurotiomycetes, Eurotiales, Aspergillaceae. The coding region runs from base 1 to 213 and encodes 70 amino acids. The transcript has a single exon. The record is from RefSeq and is a predicted model, not a curated record.
AUGAACUUUAACCUUGCGUGGGCUCACUGGAGAUCGAGAUUGGAAAGGAAAGGGGUCCUCGAGGGUUCGAGAGCUCUCGAGAGGUUGGAAUUCGCCGAUGGGGAGGCCAUGGUUUUGAUUUCUCGGGAUUUAUCACCCUAUAAGGGCAAAGAAGCAGCGGGACAGGCAGCAGAAAAACAGAGAGAAAGAAAGAAAGAGAUAGAGAGUGAGUGA